Molecule: messenger RNA, 1185 nt
Organism: Cyprinodon tularosa
Lineage: Eukaryota; Metazoa; Chordata; Actinopteri; Cyprinodontiformes; Cyprinodontidae
Product: importin-11-like
Exons: 11
Coding region: 199-1170 (323 amino acids)
Biological process (GO): protein import into nucleus
Cellular component (GO): nuclear envelope; cytosol
Source: RefSeq, a predicted model, not a curated record
CAUUAUGACUCUUGGCAGCUGGCAUCUGGCAUAUACAGCUUUGCGUGUUCCCUGUGGAGUCAUCACACGGAUUGCUUCUUGCAGCAGGUCUGUGCUAGAGAUGAGGCUGCAGCGCUCAACUCUUUGGAGAGGACUCUGCUGUCUCUUAAAGUGCUGCGCAAAUUGACAGUCCACGGAUUCCAAGAUCCCCAACAGAAUAUGGAAGUAAUGGGUUUCCUGAAUGCAGUGUUUGAAAGGCUAAAACAGUUCUUGGAAUGCUGUCGGCAGGUCGGUUCAGAGAGCCCAUGCAGAGAAAAACUGGAAAAGACAAUUAUUCUGUACACUAAAGUUUUGUUGGAUUUCCUGGAGUACCAUCCAUGUGCGUUCAUUCCCCUAAUCCAGCGCUCCCUGGAGUUUGCUGUCACCUAUGUUUUCACACCUGCUGGAGAGGGAGUGACCUUCGAACGCUUCAUUGUUCAGUGCAUGAACCUCAUCAAGCUGAUCGUAAAGAAUGACACAUACAAACCUGCCAAGAACAUUGAUGAGAGUAAACCUGAAAGUCUAGAGGCUCAUAAGAUCAAGACAGCCUUCUUCACUCACCCCACACUGACGGAAAUUGGGCGCCGGCUUGUUUCACACUACUUCCUCCUCACAGAAGAAGAACUGGCCAUGUGGGAGGAGGACCCUGAGAGCUUUGCUGUUGAGGAAACUGGUGGUGACUCUUGGAAGUACAGUCUAAGGCCUUGCACAGAGGUGUUGUUCCUGGACAUCUUCCACAACUACAGUCAGACCCUGACACCAGUUCUCCUGGAUAUGGUUCAAAAUCUACAGGGUCCGACCAAUGUGGAGGAUCCUUUUCAGUUGCUAAUGAAGGAUGCAGUUUACAAUGCUGUGGGGUUGGCAGCAUAUGAACUGUUUGACAAUGUGGACUUUGACCAGUGGUUCAAGAAUCAGCUGCUUGGAGAGCUGCAAGUCAGCCAUCACAGGUACAAGCUGAUACGAAGACGAGUCAUCUGGCUGAUAGGGCAAUGGAUCUCCGUCAAAUUUAAAUCAGAUCUUCGGCCUUUGCUCUAUGAGGUGAUCCUAAGCCUCAUGCAGGAUCCUGACCUGGUGGUAAGCAAACUGAGAACACAGCUGCAUUUCUUUCCUUUUGUGUCAGUAAGGAUUUUUUCUCUUUAUCCCCAUUUCUGACAGUCAUUUGAGAGU